Messenger RNA from Lingula anatina, 2457 nucleotides. RefSeq lists its product as uncharacterized. NCBI's taxonomy places the organism in Eukaryota, Metazoa, Brachiopoda, Lingulata, Lingulida, Lingulidae. The record is from RefSeq and is a predicted model, not a curated record. Gene Ontology annotation, biological process: regulation of apoptotic process. Gene Ontology annotation, molecular function: death domain binding; protease binding.
CCGGGACGGUUUACGACACGAAUCAUUUCACAGGUAGUAAAAGAAACAUGGUGUCAGCAUUACAGUUCUGUGAUCCACUUCCUUGAUCCUAUGAACAACAAACUAGGUGUGAAAACUCACUGGAAAACUGAGGAGGAAAAAACGGUCUGCACCAAUACAGUAAGAUAUUCGCGUUAAAGCCUAUGUUGCAGCCCUAAAUCAGCAUUAAAGAACAAUAUGGAGAAGAAACACCAAGAAGUUCUCAGACGACUUAGAGAGUAUUUAUGUGACAACGUGGAUCCUAAGUACUUGAUGAAUUAUCUUAUACAGGAAUACAUUAUGACUGAAGAUAUGCAGGAAAAUAUACUGGCAAAAAAAACACGGCUUAUGCGCAUGACACAUUUCCUUAAUGACAUACCAACUCUUGGACCUAAAGCCUUUGAUGCAUUCAGGGAGUCCUUGAAGGCCAGCUAUCCGCAUGUUGUCGAAGAAAUCGACAAAACACUGGAUGAGCUCAAACAGCAGCAAGCACAGCCUAGUAACCCACCAGCUAACCCUGGGACAGGGGGUGAGAGAGGACCUUUACAGGAAGUGGGAGAUGACGAAGGUGAGAGAGGACCCAUGGUGCCUGGUAACCUGCAAGCUGACGCUGGGGCAGGGGGUGAGAGAGGACCCAGGCUGCCUAGUGACCCACCAGCUGAUCCUGGGGCAAGGGGUGAGAGAGGACCCAUGCUGCCUUGUAACCAAUCAACCGACCUAGGGACAGGGGGUGAGAGAGGACCCAUGCCAGUAAGUGGCCAGAUGGUUCAAAAGAAAGAUGAGACCCUGUGUAACGUUAAGAAUUGUAUCCUGUUCCUGUUACUGUGUGCUGUAGGGUCCAUAAUGACAUACAAGUAUUAUCAAGUACCAAACGCAGUGGCUCAUAAAGCCAUCUGCAACACAAGUACACCUAACCAGCAAUAUCACGGAGAGUUUGAAAGAGUACAAAACAUACGCGAUCCUACCAUAUACUUCACUGGCCGAAAUGAGACUUUGGCGGAGAUGGAAAAAAAUUACCUUGAUUUCAGAGACCAAUUUACCAAAACGUCCAGGAAGUCGCUUUUAACGGUUAUUUCUGGACCAGAGGGGUGUGGAAAAACCCAGUUAGCUUUGAAGUAUUCAUCACUAAUGAGGAACAAUUAUACUGACAUCAUUUGGAUUUUUGCCAACAAGAAAUCAAAAUUGGACGUUGAAUUGAGGAAGACGGCUUUCGACAUUGGGUUGAAAAAACUUGGCCUGAUGACUGAAGAAGAUAGUUGCAAGGUGCCGGAAGGCGACAAACCGUACUUAAUGGAUAUGAUAGUACCAAAACUAAUGGAUUAUCUUUCCACCGUUGACAACGUGCUCAUCAUAUUUGAUGGAGUGGAUGAAAAACGUAUUCUGACAGACAUAUUUGGGGAGACUAAGACACCAUUUCCACGCGGUUCACACGUUAUCAUUACGUCACGAUACAAAAAUUGGUUCCCUGCAUUUGAUGUGGACAAACAAAUAGAGUUAGGCCGUCUACUGACUUCUUACUGGUCGUCUAUUCUCUUUAUAAAAAUACGAUAUAGAAUUUUUAGCAACAAUGAGGCAUCCAAUAAAUUGCAAAAUAUCCCAGAAAAAGAACAAGAGGCCAUUGAUAAGUUGGUAGGGCCAAAGUUUUUAGCCGGCCAUGCUAUGUCCAUCUCAUUGGUAGCCGCUAACUUGAGGUCUACAAACAGGUCUUCCAACGAGUUCCUGAAUCAAUGGCGGGAAGGAGAUCCAAGCUGGGCAUUAACUGAUCCGGCGGACGACAAAUUUGACGUAAUCGACCGAAUAAAAUUUCCGUUCGCUUCAAGUUUAGAGACAUUAAACAACGCUCAACUGGAACUAAUAGAUCUUGUGUGCUUGCUAUCGCCCAAGUUCGGGGAGAAAUUUCUGUUAAAAAGUGCUUUCAAAUUAAGAUCACCACAUCUUCGUCAAUAUUUAAUCGGUUCUGCAAUCGACUCUUCAGAGGCUCACAUCCAGAGCAACCUGGACGGUCUUUUGAAAAAACCAAUAAACUUGUACAUAGUUGAACCUGCUUCUGAAAAUGAUGAAAAGCUUUGGAUUGUCCACAGCAUUCUAAUACGUCUGCAUGUUAACAAUAUAAGAAAGAACAUGACCCGUUGGGUAACAGGAAUAAACAGUGCCAUCGCCAUACUGAACACCCUAUUCCCUGAUUACAAUACGACAUUCCUACAUGACCACUACACCUGCCACAAUGAACGCAGGUGUUUGGAGUACGACACCCUUGCACUGUAUGCUUCCUCCGUCGCUAGAGAACUGACCAAAAUGCUGACCAGCAAACGUUUUGAUAAAUCUAUCCUAGAUGACCCUAUACCAGUUUUAUCCAGCGUCGCCAUGUACCUUCGACGCCAUAACAGAUAUCAAGACGCCGUCCCCAUCAUGGAUGCCGCUGUUAAGUUAGCGAANUAA